This is a messenger RNA of Oncorhynchus gorbuscha (pink salmon), 6037 nucleotides long. RefSeq names its product calcium channel, voltage-dependent, beta 3a (gene cacnb3a). Lineage: Eukaryota; Metazoa; Chordata; Actinopteri; Salmoniformes; Salmonidae. The record is from RefSeq and is a predicted model, not a curated record. Gene Ontology annotation, molecular function: protein binding; high voltage-gated calcium channel activity. Gene Ontology annotation, cellular component: voltage-gated calcium channel complex. Bases 313 to 2004 code for a protein of 563 amino acids. Gene Ontology annotation, biological process: chemical synaptic transmission; neuromuscular junction development; regulation of voltage-gated calcium channel activity. The transcript has 14 exons.
CGACGCAAAUAUACAGGGAUACUCUAUCGAGGGCAAAUGAGAGCUCAUCGGCUAGUAGUAGUAUACAUCUUGACUCGAUCUUGACUCUUGACUCGAUAUAUUUUUUUUAUAGUGAUAUCUUUUUCCUUCCUUGAUGCAGAAAAUAUAUUUUGUUUAUCAUAUAUCCACGUAGCUCUCUCGCCCCACACCCUCACCCUAUUCUACUACGGUACACCCUCCCUCUUCCACUGCACAUAGAUGUAAUGUUGGUAUCAGCGUUUUUUCCAAUAACCGAUGUCUGUGUGCAUCCCGCCUCCCUGCGCUCUCAAAUAGAUGGUGCAAGUCAAAAUGUCCAAAUCGUCCGCAGACCCACUGCCUGGUGUCGAAACAGGCUCACAGUCUCACAAUUUUCAGCUGCCCAGGAAGUUGCCUAAGAGGAAAAGUCGGUUCAAACGUUCGGAUGGCAGUACGUCCUCAGACACCACCUCCAGCUUCAUCAAAAGACAGGAGUCGGCUGAUUCGUACACCAGUAGACCGUCGGACUCCGACCUGUCAGCGGAGGAGGACCGCGAGGCGUAUCGGCGUGAAGCCGAGCGCCAGGCCCAGCUCCAGCUCGACAGAGCUAAGUCUAAACCUGUAGCGUUUGCGGUGAAGACCAACGUGGCUUUCUGUGGGGCUCUGGAUGAGGACUGUCCCGUUCAAGGAGCUGCAAUCAACUUCGAAGCCAAAGACUUCCUGCACAUUAAGGAGAAGUACAACAAUGAUUGGUGGAUUGGUCGUCUGGUGAAGGAGGGGGCAGACAUCACCUUCAUCCCCAGCCCUUUACGCCUGGAGGCUAUGAGACUCAAACACGAGCAAAGGAAAAGAGGGGGGAACUCUUCCUCCAGCCUGGGUGACAUGGUGUCUGGGAGCUGGAGGACAACGCCACCAUCUGGUGACAAACCGAAGCAAAAGCAGGAACACAUUCCUCCGUAUGACGUGGUCCCGUCUAUGCGGCCGGUGGUCUUAGUGGGGCCGUCACUGAAGGGGUAUGAGGUGACAGAUAUGAUGCAGAAAGCUCUGUUUGACUUCCUGAAACACAGGUUCGACGGAAGAAUCUCCAUCACACGCGUUACGGCAGACCUAUCUCUGGCCAAGAGAUCUGUGCUCAACAAGAGGCCAAUCAUGGAGAGAUCCAAUACUCGCUCCAGCCUGGCCGAGGUCCAGAGUGAGAUAGAGAGGAUAUUUGAGCUGGCCAAAACCCUCCAGCUGGUGGUUCUGGAUGCAGACACCAUCAACCACCCGGCCCAGCUAGCCAAGACUUCCUUGGCCCCUAUCAUCGUAUACGUCAAAGUGUCCUCGCCAAAGGUGCUCCAGAGGCUGAUCAAGUCCCGGGGGAAGUCUCAGAGCAAACACCUGAACGUGCAGAUGAUGGCCGGAGACAAACUGUCUCAAUGCCCCCCUGAGAUGUUUGAUGUCAUUUUGGAUGAGAACCAAUUGGAGGAUGCGUGUGAGCACUUGGCUGAAUACCUAGAGGUGUACUGGCGCGCCACUCAUCUUCCCGACACCACCCCCAUCAACCCGCUAUUAGAGCAGAACCUCAUGACCCCGCCCUCAGCCAACUCUAGCCUACAGACCCAGAAUAAGAACCAGCCACCAGUGCAGCACAGCAGUGUGGGGGUGGAGGGUGAGGAGGUGGAGGCCCACUCCCCUCUGGAGCAGGACAGCCUGAUGCCGUCUGAAGAAGGCAGCGACUCCCUGUCCCGCGGCCUCCUUGGGGGCCCACGCCUCCGGGGGGACGAGGAGGACGAAGAGCUGGUGGAGGAAUUAGAAGAGGAACUAGAUGAGGAGGAUGAGUUUGAGUCCCCUUGCCAUGCCCAAACUUACAGGGACAGGUACCCCCCUCACCGCGGUCACCGAGGGGGCGUCCACAGCACCAACGGGCAUGAAUCACAGGACAGGCUGCUCCAGCGCGAUGCCCAGCAGGGGCACAACCAGCGCAACAACUGCCAACGCAGCCGCCCCUGGCCCCGAGACAACUACUGACAUUUCUAACAUACCCUGGCCCCAAGACAACUACUGACAUUUCUAGCAUACCACUGGCCCCGAGACAACUACUGACAUCUCUAACGUACCCCUGGCCCCAAGACAACUACUGACAUCUCUAACAUACCACUGGCCCCGAGACAAUUACAGACAUCUCUAACGUACCACUGGCCCCAAGACAACUACUGACAUCUCUAACGUACCCCUGGCCCCAAGACAACUACUGACAUCUCUAAAGUACCCCUGGCCCCAAGACAACUACUGAGAUCUCUAAAGUACCCCUGGCCCCAAGACAACUACUGACAUCUCUAACGUACCCCUGGCCCCAAGACAACUACUGACAUCUCUAAAGUACCCCUGGCCCCAAGACAACUACUGAGAUCUCUAAAGUACCCCUGGCCCCAAGACAACUACUGAGAUCUCUAAAGUACCCCUGGCCCCAAGACAACUACUGACAUCUCUAAAGUACCCCUGGCCCCAAGACAACUACUGAGAUCUCUAAAGUACCCCUGGCCCCAAGACAACUACUGACAUCUCUAACGUACCACCGGCCCCAAGACAACUACUGACAUCUCUAACGUACCCCUGGCCCCAAGACAACUACUGACAUCUCUAACGUACCCCUGGCCCCAAGACAACUACUGACAUCUCUAACGUACCACCGGCCCCAAGACAACUACUGACAUCUCUAACGUACCACCGGCCCCAAGACAACUACUGACAUCUCUAACGUACCCCUGGCCCCAGACAACUACUGACAUCUCUAAUGUACCACUGGCCCCAAGACAACUAGCUAUACCCAAACUACAAUUUUGGCCACAAGACACCCACUUGUACACAAUAAGUGUGCUCCUUGUCCCCAACCACUCACCCUAACUAUGGAAACAAUGUAGUACCAAUUAUCCCCAAAACAAUUACUGAUUGCUGUGCACAUUACCACCUUCUACAAUCACACACUUCCAGGCUUACGGUUUUACUCAUUCUGAUUAGCUGGUGUCAUGUUAAUCAGAUAAAAGGCUAUACGUCAACAGGGCUACUCACCUCCACAAUAGCAAGCUAUAACUACUGGCUGUAGGUCAAGUCAAAUGUUAAGAUUCUUUGCAUAAGGUUUCUCUAUUUUAGAAUGACACAUUUACUGGCCUUAAAUCCCUAAGACGUUUAUGUAUCUUUAUUAUUGCAUGUAUGAUUAUUUUAGGACUAUUUGCACAUUAUGGUCAGAACAGGAACCAUAGGCUCUUUCUGGAUAAACAAAAGUAGGAAUGUCUACAUUUUACUUAUCUGCUAUGGGAAAUAGUAAUGCAUCCGAAUAUAUAUUGUACAUAUUGAAUGGGCACCUGGUUAUAAUCAACUUGGUCUCAGAGCAUUUAGUAUUAUUCUGUAUGUAAAUCCUGGACACUCAAUUAAGUAUAUGUUACGUUUCAUAUGGUAUGUACUAAUUUGUGAAUGUCAAUCAGUCAUUUCAUAUGAUAUGUCAAUUACAAUUCAUAUGAUAUGUUACAAAUCUGCAAAAUGUACAAUAUGUUGGGAAUUGGCAAAACGUACAAUAUGUUACGGAAUUUGCUAUACGUAUAAUAUGUUACGAAUUCCAAUUAGUUGUGGCUAACGUUAGCUAGGUGGCUAACGUUAGCUACACUAGGGGUUAGGGUUAGGAGAUAGGUUAAUGGGUUAGGGGAAGGGUUAGCUAAAUGAGUUAAGGUUAGGCUUAUUUUUCAAGUAAGGGUUAGCUAAGUAGUUGCAAAGUAGCUAAAAAGUAGUAGUUGCUAAUUAGCUAAAAUUGCCAGUGAUGAGAUUCACGCAACCUUAGGGUUGCUAGACAUUCGCGUUAUACUCCCACUCAUCCACUCUGCUCAAUCACUCAUCGUUUUUUGCCUUUAGUAACCUUCUCUCUUAUGUAACCAUACCAAACAUAACAUACUAAUUUGAGUGUCCUGGAUUUACAUUGACUAUGUUAUGUCUAUGUCUAUGAGACCAGGCUGUUAUAAGUAUUUAUAUUUUGGGGUUUAUUUAAUUUUGUCAGUAUGGACUUCUUCCUGAUUUCAGUUCAGAUAGUUUUUACUGAGAAGAUGCUGAAUGUUUUGGGAGAGGCACAGGUACGCAGGCCUCGAUACGGUGAUCUGUAUGUUAGUGCCGUAAAGCUGCAGUAUAUUCACAUAUCUUGUUUAUGUCAUUACACAUAUCACACAGAAUAUCACCAUGAGUUAUGAAGGGAAUGUAACAAAUCAAUAUUACUCUUAACACACACACACACAGACAAGCAAACAACAGUGGAGGCUGCUGAGGGGAGGACGGCUCAUAAUAAUGGCUGGAAAGGAGCAAAUGGAAUGGCAUCAAACACAUGGAAACAUUAAGGUGCCACCAACUUCCUGUGGCACACAGAGGCACAUGCAAGCAGACACACACACACACAAAUUCAGGCAUCAAAAUAAUGCAAUAUCGCAUGCCUUUUUUACGACUCCAGCUGCCCCUAGUGGUGGGCUGAUCUCACUCCUUCCUCUGAUUGUCCUCCAGUUGUGGAGCACAUUUUUUUAUUGUAGCAUCCGCACAACGUCCCUUUCACACUCACUUAUAUGAGUCUCCAAACACCAGGCAAAAGAGAGAGAGAGCACUUCAUAUACCAAGCACAACCUAUUCAGGCUGUUUGGAAGUGUUGUCAGACACAUUCAGCACAUAGCAUCUCCUCUGAACCCCUUUGUUUGAACUGUGUCUAUACUGUAUGUGUACUGCAGUUUUACUGUCAACCUCACGAAGCAGAUCCACAAGUCUACCUACAUCGGAAGGUUUUUGAUCCAACCAAUCACUUAUUCGUGCUCAACUGAUCACUACAUUCAUUGGCUAAUUAUGUGUUUAGAACUUGUGAUGUGGUCUCCUGGAUUUCUAAAGGACUCACAGCUAUAGCAACUGUGACAUGAUACCAUAUACCUGCAUGGUUAGUCUAUGAACCGAUCAGUUGGGCAUAUUGUGGAACAAAGAUCUGCAUGAACAGGGUCCCUGCGGACCAAGUAUGGGGACUAACUGGUCUACUGCUUCCAUGUCUAAUAGGCAACUUUAAAGUGUUCUGUAUUAUUUGAAAAAUCACAGCAUGAUUGAAAAAAAAUAAGAAAAUAAUUCUAUGCAAGUGUUGCAUGAAACCUGAUUGUUUCUUUUUGCAGUUCUUCUACACUUUUAAUGCAUCGAUUCCGAUUCUCCUCGUUAUUUAGUAAUAUUCUUGUCGACGAUUCUGUUUGUAAAAAGGCAGUCACUCCUCUGAGUUACAAAUUAACCACAAUUAACCAUUUCAAAAGCAGAAUGCAUCUCAAAUAUGGAGUAACCUGACUAUAACGGAGAAUAAUGAAACAUAGAUUAAAAUUACAACAUUAAUGAAUAAGGAAACAGAAAAGGGAAAACUGUUGAGUAUUUUCUUCCCCCAUGAUUCUCUCUCUUAACGAUACAAACAAAAAGGCUGAUUUUUUGUUAAUUGCACAAAAUGUUUUACUUUAUGUGUGGAUUGAGCACAGUUUGGAUUGGCUCUGAAGCUAUUUAUUCCCACCUGUUCCUCGAUGACCUAUCAGAGAGGGAUUGAGCGACUUGCUAAAUGCAGCCUUGCAAGUCUUCGCUCACUUAAGAGAUUUUCACUGUACUUUGGAGGAAUGUGACUUUCAAAGCGGACCAAUGUAGUAAUUGACAAAAGGUUUUUCGAUUUAUGAAGCACAAUUUAUACAAGGGUUAUAGUUUAGUUUCCUGUCUUAUAUUCUGUAUGCAAUACAAAGCCUAACAUUGAAAGAGUUAAAAACGCCUUAACCCUUCUGAACUUCCUCUUUUUUUGUGUAAGUAGAAGAAAAACCCAUUGCACUAAUUUUUUUUUUUUUUUGAUGGUUGCUUUGUAAUGCAAUAACUGCACUAAAUUAUAACCAUGUAUUAUCUAUUCACCGGACUCAGUGUGUUAGCGUGACCCGACGCUCCUUUCCUGCCUGUCGCUGUAUAGAAUGCUUUCUAUUUAAGAAUAUAUUAGUAAAAAGUCAAAGUAAAAUAAAAACAUUACAUUUUAUGUACUUUU